Molecule: messenger RNA, 5409 nt
Organism: Musca domestica (house fly)
Lineage: Eukaryota; Metazoa; Arthropoda; Insecta; Diptera; Muscidae
Exons: 2
Coding region: 1701-3011 (436 amino acids)
Source: RefSeq, a predicted model, not a curated record
CCCAAAAGUCAUGCUUUCGUUUUUGGGGUACAUUAUUAUUUUAAAUACCAUUUUUACGUCCCCUAGUAGAAAGAAGUAUACUUAAAAUACAACAUUGGAACCCCUGGUGGCAAAUGGCGGAACUACGCAAAACUGUCAGAUUGGGAUCAGCUGCUGUCAUGAGAAAACAACAAUCGUUGUCCAGCCAAAAAGGUAUAAAAGGAGACGCAUUUCACACAAUCGAGAUCAGUCUUCUGUUGAUGGCUGGUAAGUCAAGUGUGAUUGGGAGGAAGAAAAGGCGCGCAACCUCGGUUGAAUUGAGUCUUAGUAAGCCAAACAAUAAGCCUUGACUAUUUGUGGUGACUGGACUGGACUGAACGCAGGGUCAAGUGAGGGUUGUAGCAAUACUCCCUAUUCUUCGGGCUGCGUUGACGGCGACUGAACGCAGGGUCAAGUGAGGGUUGUAGCAAUACUCCCUAUUCUUCGGGCUGCGUUGACGGCGACUGAACGCAGGGUCAAGUGAGGGUUGUAGCAAUACUCCCUAUUCUUCGGGCUGCGUUGACGGCGACUGAACGCAGGGUCAAGUGAGGGUUGUAGCAAUACUCCCUAUUCUUCGGGCUGCGUUGACGGCGACUGAACGCAGGGUCAAGUGAGGGUUGUAGCAAUACUCCCUAUUCUUCGGGCUGCGUUGACGGCGACUGAACGCAGGGUCAAGUGAGGGUUGUAGCAAUACUCCCUAUUCUUCGGGCUGCGUUGACGGCGACUGAACGCAGGGUCGAGUGAGGGCUGUAGCAAUACUCCCUAUUCUUCGGGCUGCGUUGACGGCGACUGACGUACUCAUCGGGCUGCUGCUGUGCCAAAGCUGCCGCCACCCGAUUCGUCGUGCGCGUAUUCAUCAGGCCGCCGCUGUGCCAAGCUGCCGCCACUACUACUCGCCGCUGACGUAUUCAUCGGGCCGCCGCUGUGCCAAAGCCGCCGCCACCCUAUUCGUCGCUCGCCUAUUCAUCGGGCCGCCGCUGUGCCAAGCCGCCGCCACCCUAUUCGUCGCUCGCCUAUUCAUCGGGCCGCCGCUGUGCCAAAGCCGCCGCCACCCUAUUCGUCGCUCGCCUAUUCAUCGGGCCGCCGCUGUGCCAAGCUGCCGCCACUACUAUUCGUCGCUCGCCUAUUCAUCGGGCCGCCGCUGUGCCAAAGCCGCCGCCACCCUAUUCGUCGCUCGCCUAUUCAUCGGGCCGCCGCUGUGCCAAGCUGCCGCCACUCUAUUCGUCGCUCGCCUAUUCAUCGGGCCGCCGCUGUGCCAAGCUGCCACCACUGCUACCCGUUUAUUAACAUUUCGACUGAACUUUGUGAUUUAGUGUUCUUCGUAAAACGUUCUGAACGUGAUUUUAUUGUGUUUAGUGUAGUGUUUAGUGUUAUUUAAGGAAAUAAAUUUAUAACGUUUUAAGAAAAUAUUUUUGCUUCGCUCUCUCUCUCUCUUUAUGUCCUAACAAAUAAAUUUUUGUGACGACUCUGGCCCCCGCUGAACCUACCCCAGCUUCAAAGUGAAAACACGUCGUCACAAUGGCGCCCGAGCAGGGACUAUAAAAGAGAGAAAGAAUAAAUAAAUGAGUGAACAAUAAUUAGACAAGUACAGAUGAAAACCCAGUGAAAAAAAAAAAACAGUUAAAAAAAAAAAAACUGAAACAAGUAAAAAUAAUAAAAAAAAAAAAAAAAAAAAAAAAAAAAUGUCAAACGAAAAGACAAUGUUGAAGGUCUCCUGGGCCUAUAUGCUAAAGCAAGAAGACUUGGUAACAUAUCUUACUGAAUUCAAUCUUGAUCCAGUUGGAAAAGUGGACGAUCUCCGAAAAAGAUGGGCUAAAUUUCUCCACAACGACCAUGAAGCCGAUGUAUACAGACGGCUUAUAGAGUUGCAGAACAAACAUGAAAGUACCAGUCCGACCAAAUCGCCGACAUUGCGAGCCGUCACAAAACAACCCCUUAUAACCGUAACACCGUGUGGAGCAGAAGCAAUAGUAUUAUCCCCAAUAAAAACAGAGUACGCCCUUCCCCACAUUUCCGCGGAAAGGCCACCUGGAGAGUCAAGCACAGGGGUAACAAACGAUCAAAAAGUACAGAAGAUGUCGCCAACAAACCCCGAAUAUGGAUUUCAAAAAGAUUCUCCGCCCAAGCCAUCCAAUAAUUCGUCGUUACUCGUAAUUCUCGACCAAAUCCGAAAAUGGAAUGUUACUUUUGAAAAUGGAAUGGACCCUAUUGGAUUCGUAGAACGUGUAGAAGAAAUGGCUGAAAUGUACAUCGUGGAAUUGAAUCAAAUAAUUAAAGUAAUGCCAGAGUUGUUACGAGGUAAAGCUUUAAUCUGGCUAAGGAACAACAACCGACACUGGACUACCUGGAACGAAUUUAAGAGUGAUUUUCUGAAAUUCUUUUUGCCACCGAGAUACUUUGAGAAAUUGGAGGAUGAAAUUAGGAGAAGGAUACAGCGUAAUAAGGAGCCGUUUAAGGAAUAUGUACUCUCUAUACAGCAUCUUAUGCAGCACACCAAUAUGACCGAAGAACAAAAAUUGGAACGAAUUUUUAGAAACGCGCAUUCGGAUUAUCAAUGGUACAUUCGCCGUAAAGACUUUACCACACUUUCGGAAUUGAUCUCUUUGGCAGACGAACUCGAAAGCAUACCAAAUAAUUCUCGGUCAGAACAGCCUCGAAAUCAACAAAACUAUAAUCGACGUGCGGACAACUCUAGAAAUAACCUGUAUUGCACCAAUCAAGGUGACCAAGUGCUAAACGAAAGCUCAUCCAAUCCAGAAACGCAGCAGGAUGAACCCCCGGCAAAGAAGAGUAACCAGAAUAUUACCUCAUUGCAAUGUGAAGAAUAUCGCCUUACUGCAACUGUCUUAAUAGAGGGGAAAGCUAUUAAAGCAACUGUCGACACGGGUGCCACUAGCUGUUUUAUAAAAAGAGAAUUUGCGAAAAAAUCAAGAAAAGGUUUACUUAUUCACGGCAUGAGGCAAAUGUUAUCCUCGCAGACGGCACCACGGUGAACAUCACAAGAUCAACAGUGUUACCUGUUACAUUUGGAAACCAAAGCUCAGAUGUUACAUUUCUCAUCAUGCCGCAAUUCAAGGAAAACAUCAUAUUGGGAUUGGAAUUUCUAAAACAGUUCCACACGACCAUUCACUGCGCCGGUAUAAGUGUCAAAUUAAGUAAGCCAACCACAUCAACGGAGCAUUGUACCGUGGCUAUAGGAGAGGAAACCCCAUCAAAAGAGACAUUAAAUUGACAAUACCCAAACUAAUCAGUGUCCUAAUAUAAGCCCAUACUUCAAAGACCAUCGAUAUCUUCCCGAUCGUCAUCCUCAUCCUCAUCAGCCUCGUCGUCUUUAUCGUCAUCCUCAUCCUCAUCAGCCUCGUCGUCUUCAUCAUCAUCCACAAGCCAAACGAUGACACCUCAUCAGCCAACAUUGUGUAGCAGUCAACCUUCCAUCGAUGAAGUGUUUAUACCCAGUAAGGAGAAUAAUAGUACACCAAGUACAAUCAAAUUGCCAGUCACUGAAAUCCCAACUGAGUCAACGCCAUCGUCCUCGACAGACAAUCCCGUGAACGAUAACACAUUUCUCGAACUGCCAAAUUAUCCCGAAAACCUACAAAUCCGUAUCGAGAAGUUUAAAAACAAUUGGAAAAAGGGACACAAACUGAAGCGAAUUGUUAAACAAGAUGGCAAGCAGUACCGCAUAAUAAUAUCAGCAGACGGGGUAGUGAAGGUAUCUCUCCGAACUUCUGCAAUUGGUCUCUAACAUACCUUCCUAUUCGACCGAGAUAUAGUCGAACCAAAGUGCCCAUGUCGGAGAAAUAAAAGGUUACAUAACACCCUAGGGCUUCCUGGCUAUUGAAACCCAAUAGCAAUAGAGAAAGCAAAUCAAGGAAUCAAAAAUCAGAGGGAGGAAGAGAUGCCAUGUAACGCCCAAAAGUCAUGCUUUCGUUUUUGGGGUACAUUAUUAUUUUAAAUACCAUUUUUACGUCCCCUAGUAGAAAGAAGUAUACUUAAAAUACAACAUUGGAACCCCUGGUGGCAAAUGGCGGAACUACGCAAAACUGUCAGAUUGGGAUCAGCUGCUGUCAUGAGAAAACAACAAUCGUUGUCCAGCCAAAAAGGUAUAAAAGGAGACGCAUUUCACACAAUCGAGAUCAGUCUUCUGUUGAUGGCUGGUAAGUCAAGUGUGAUUGGGAGGAAGAAAAGGCGCGCAACCUCGGUUGAAUUGAGUCUUAGUAAGCCAAACAAUAAGCCUUGACUAUUUGUGGUGACUGGACUGGACUGAACGCAGGGUCAAGUGAGGGUUGUAGCAAUACUCCCUAUUCUUCGGGCUGCGUUGACGGCGACUGAACGCAGGGUCAAGUGAGGGUUGUAGCAAUACUCCCUAUUCUUCGGGCUGCGUUGACGGCGACUGAACGCAGGGUCAAGUGAGGGUUGUAGCAAUACUCCCUAUUCUUCGGGCUGCGUUGACGGCGACUGAACGCAGGGUCAAGUGAGGGUUGUAGCAAUACUCCCUAUUCUUCGGGCUGCGUUGACGGCGACUGAACGCAGGGUCAAGUGAGGGUUGUAGCAAUACUCCCUAUUCUUCGGGCUGCGUUGACGGCGACUGAACGCAGGGUCAAGUGAGGGUUGUAGCAAUACUCCCUAUUCUUCGGGCUGCGUUGACGGCGACUGAACGCAGGGUCGAGUGAGGGCUGUAGCAAUACUCCCUAUUCUUCGGGCUGCGUUGACGGCGACUGACGUACUCAUCGGGCUGCUGCUGUGCCAAAGCUGCCGCCACCCGAUUCGUCGUGCGCGUAUUCAUCAGGCCGCCGCUGUGCCAAGCUGCCGCCACUACUACUCGCCGCUGACGUAUUCAUCGGGCCGCCGCUGUGCCAAAGCCGCCGCCACCCUAUUCGCCGCUCGCCUAUUCAUCGGGCCGCCGCUGUGCCAAAGCCGCCGCCACCCUAUUCGUCGCUCGCCUAUUCAUCGGGCCGCCGCUGUGCCAAGCCGCCGCCACCCUAUUCGUCGCUCGCCUAUUCAUCGGGCCGCCGCUGUGCCAAAGCCGCCGCCACCCUAUUCGUCGCUCGCCUAUUCAUCGGGCCGCCGCUGUGCCAAGCUGCCGCCACUACUAUUCGUCGCUCGCCUAUUCAUCGGGCCGCCGCUGUGCCAAAGCCGCCGCCACCCUAUUCGUCGCUCGCCUAUUCAUCGGGCCGCCGCUGUGCCAAGCUGCCGCCACUCUAUUCGUCGCUCGCCUAUUCAUCGGGCCGCCGCUGUGCCAAGCUGCCACCACUGCUACCCGUUUAUUAACAUUUCGACUGAACUUUGUGAUUUAGUGUUCUUCGUAAAACGUUCUGAACGUGAUUUUAUUGUGUUUAGUGUAGUGUUUAGUGUUAUUUAAGGAAAUAAAUUUAUAACGUUUUAAGAAAA